CAUCGCCACUAGCGACCGUCAUAUUGGCUGUCAAGAAGAAGGAAGACACGGGCGAGAGAGAGGAGGCUCUCAAAAGAGCUGGCCCCGGAUCAAAUGGGCAUUCCAGAGCAGCGGAAUUAUAUCAAAAUCGCAAUUUUCCCUCAUGCAUGUGUGAAAAACGGACCCCGGGAAUGAGCAGCGUAGAUCUCGCCUCGGGAACGCUUGUGUGGGAUAGCUACGAGUCUGACAUCUUUUCAUAGCCAUCUUUUUUACAGACAAAAGAAGGCUACGAAGUGGUAGACCCGCAUAGUGGAGGUCUUCGUCUCCAGUGUAUGGAGAAAGCAGGGAAAAUGUGGAGCAACCUCAGGAACAGAUGUCAUACCCUUUUCCAUGCCAGUGGCUCAGAGACCAACGUAUGCAGCCUAGACAUGGAUCGUUUCCACUGUGUGGUGGACCUCAGCCAAGGACCACACACAGGUGAGUCCCAGGCUGCUCGGGGCUCUGCUUCUUCGCAGGUUCCUGUAGUAAGAGGGGGACGCAGAGGCCAUAACUGCGUAGCUGAUAUUCCCCAGAUUGUAGAGAUCUCAGUUGACAAAGAGAACGAGGAUGUACGGAGGGUCCCGCUCGUGCGGAGGGAUUCCUACUCACGCCAUGCUCCCUGGGGAGGGAAGAAGAAGCACUCCUGUUCCACUAAAACACAGAGUUCUCUAGAGGCAGACAGGCGCACAGGGCGUUCGAGAGGAGGGGUGAGCAGGCGAGAGCGCUGCUAUGGGACCAGUUCCAUCCAAGAAGUAAGUGAUUCUGGAGGAGGGGGCAGCGGACGGAGCUUAAGUGUCCGCUCUGUGCGCCAGCGACUGAAGGACACAGUAGGCUUAUGCCUGCCUCUGCCGACCCCCCGUCGCCCCCGGUCGGCCAAGAGCCAGGUUGCCUCCAAGCGCAAGAUCCACCUAACAGAAUUGAUGCUGGAAACGUGCCCAUUCCCACCAGGCUCCGAUCUGGCCAACAAGUGGCACUUCAUCAAGCAGCAUACAGCACCAGUCAGCCCUCAUUCCUCCACAGCAUUACUGGAUGCUAUUGACCCAGUGCGUGCCUCCCCAGAGGAUGAAGAGGAGAGGCUUCGUGAACGGCGUAGACUCAGUAUAGAGGAAGGUGUUGACCCACCUCCAAAUGCGCAGAUCCAUACACUGGAGGCCAGUGCACAGAGAUCUGCCCUGUACAAACUGGGACCAAAGAUGGCUCCUGGUUCUAGUGAAGGAGCUGGGGAAGUCAGGAGCUUUGGUGCUGGAACCUCUUUUUCAGGGGGGUUUUCUGGGAUAGUGGCACAGGUUGGCGCGAGCAUGGCAAUGCCAUCUCAGGCUGCUGACUGUGACUCUGAGGAGGACUCAACUACUCUUUGCUUACAGGCACGGAGGACUAAGCAGAGGCAUGCCUCCGGGGAUGGGCACUCCUCUAGGCAGUCAGGACCCUGGAAGGUUCACACGCAGAUUGACUUUAUUCAUUGCUUGGUACCUGACAUUCUGGCCAUCACAGUGCUUCCCUGCUACUGGGGGGUGAUGGACCGCUACCAGGCGGAGGCUCUGUUGGAUGGCCGACCAGAGGGCACCUUCCUACUGCGUGACUCUGCCCAAGAGGACUACUUAUUUUCCGUUAGCUUCCGCCGUUACAACCGCUCGUUGCAUGCACGCAUUGAACAGUGGAACCACAACUUCAGCUUUGAUGCGCAUGAUCCCUGUGUCUUCCACUCCUCCACAGUCACAGGUUUGCUGGAGCACUACAAAGACCCAAGCGCCUGUAUGUUCUUUGAGCCUCUGCUCACAGCUCCCCUGCAUAGAACCUUCCCUUUUAGUCUGCAGCACCUGGCACGUGCUGCCAUCUGCCAUCAGACCACCUACGAUGGCAUCGGUGCUUUGCCAUUGCCACCAGCCAUGCAGGACUUCCUCAAGGAGUAUCACUACAAACAGAAAGUGCGUGUUCGCUGGCUAGAGAGAGAGCUGCCGCUCAAGGUUAAGUGAGGCCUGAGUCAGUGUCUGAGAGAGGCAGGAGCUGUGGAGGCAAUGGACUGUCAGCCAGUAUGAAUGUGCAUGGAUCACAUCAACACUCAUUCAACUGGCUUUUAGGCGUGUGGCAAAGGGGAUGUUUUGAACUGCCAAUAUUCAGUUGUUUUAGUUAAUACUUACUUCACAUAGAAUACGCAUUGCUAAUAACCAGUAUAUGCUUUCGGGCAAGCAUGUGUUAAACAGGUUUGAAUUGGAAUGGUUUCUUCCUCUCUGCUCAGACCAUAUCUACCGGAUCUGCUUCAGCCUGUCUGCUAAACUGCCUGCACUACCCUGCGUCCUCUCUGCAAUUAAACUCAUUUGGAGCAAUGAAAGAGUCUUCUUAUACUAAUUAGUCCCAGAUAUUCACUCAUAAAAUGGCCAGCAUCCAUUUAACUUGGUGAACUUACUGAAAAAGUUUUAAAACGUUUAAAGCAAGCCACUCAAGGCUACAUGCAACUUCCCUGGAAAACUAAUAUUUACAUAUGUAUUAUAUGAUUUAUUUACUAAGUCACAGCUAAUUUAACAGCACUAAGUUCAAAUUACUAUAUCCGUCUCAGUAUGAAGUUUCAUGAGGCAGCGCUUAGAUCUCUGAACACUGGGCAGGGUCACAGUUAGACAUGCACCUUUUCAGCAAAGAGCUCUUUUUUAAGGGAGGCACAAAUUAACUGCAUGAGGAGGAGGAAAUUGCCAGUUAGACACAGCGAUCAUUUCCUGUUACCUACCAGCUACACAGAGAGGAGUUAGAUGUAGCUGAACAUGUGCCAUAAAAUAGGUAGGUUAGUGUUCUAAAAUUGGGUUCUAAAACAGUGUCAUCUCUCAGCACAGUCACCGUUUUAGUCUGCUGUUACGUUCUGCUUUUUUGAGUGAGGAUAUCAGCUGAAAAACACAGGCACUUUGUCAUUUGUUUAAAAUAUAUGUGGACUAAACAUAUGCAGUAUCAGAUAAUGAUAGUAUUAUUGAUUCUGUGUUACUUCAUCCCUUUAUAGGGCAUAACUAAGAGUUCUCGUCUACAGUUCGCUGCCAUCAUCUACUCCUAUUCAAGGCAUGAAUCAAUGGUCUGAGUUUCAUGCUCCUUUGAGAUUUUGGGAUAUGAAGUUCUCUUCAUUCAAUCUGUGCAGGGGUUAUAUAUUCUACAUAACAUGAUGGUUUUGCUCUGUGUUUUUUGUUUUUGGGGAAGAAAAAAGUAAUAUUUAAAGUCAGCUUGAAUUGGAAAUCAUAAAGCAUUUUCCUUCAGUUGUUUCUGAGUGAAACAUGGUAUCAGGGAGGGUCUCUGAAGUAGUUCAUUGUUUUCACCAGAUGAUAAAUGAGGGUGGUUUGAAAGGGGAAAGUAAAACAUGAUAUCUUAGACUUGGGCAAAAGUUUUGAUGAAAGGUUAUGCGGAAAAAAUGUGUCUUUUUAAAUAAUGUGUUAUGAAUUGUACUUAGUAUGACCGGGGACAUGAACUAACAAGGUUUAAAAAAAGGUCACUUUUGAGUUCAGGUUGACUUUAAAGGAAUAGUUUGGUGAAAAAUCAAAUAUACUCAAUUUUCCAUGUGGUCGAUAAGCCAAGACAUGUUUGGAGUGCAAAUUUUGCUUCUUUGGUUUAGAACUGGAGCUACAAGGCUAACAAACAAACUAACACUAGAAUUUAGUAGUCACCCAAACAGCCUGUAUCAUUUCUGUAAAAAUAUAGCCCCAAAACAUCUCUCAGACCACAUCCAAGUCUUCAUUAGAAGCAGACUCACUGAUUUAGAGCACAGCAUGACUGACUGUGAGCUAUAAAAAUGAACAAAACUACAUCACUACAGGCAGCCAUUUCAUACAAUUGUGGCUGGUAUUCAUAAGGGCAGGACUGAUCUUGGAUCAUAUUCCUUUAUAUUUGUGACAGUUAUUGUCACAAAUACUGAUUCUGACUCCUGAGGUGGUUUGUCAGUACAGGCACUGUUGCCUGAAGUCACUGCCUUUAGUUUUGUUCUUUCAUACUUAUAUAUACUUAUAUAUACUCAUUUUGGUGAUGUAUUUGUGCAGGCUAUUUGGGUGACAAUUGACUUCCAGUGUUUGUUAGCAAUGUUAGCUUCAGUUCAAAAUUAAAGAAGCAAAAUUUCGACUUGAAACACAUCUCAGCUCUUGUAAGUGGAAAAUUGGAUAAAUCAAAUUUUUACUGAGCCAUUCCUUUAAGGCCUGUACAGUUACCUCACUGUUACUGUCUUCACUGUAGACAAAGCAUGAACACAGAGAAAUGCCAUUUGUGUACUUGUUUAAAGUAUUGAUGUCCUGUUUUCUUAUCAAGUGUGGUUAUUUCCACUUGCAUUGCACUUUUAACCAUUGUGAAGCAGAUACAUUAUGCUUCAUGUGUCAUUUUUGUGUGCACUAAAGAAUGAGACUCCUUUAACACUGUAAAAAAGCCAACUUAAUCGUAUAACCUAAGAGCAUAUGCUUAAUUUGUUGGUGUGAGUGGUGAAUAUUUUUGAUAUGGGACAAAUAAAGGCCAACCUAAAGUCAAGUCUUCAAUUUAAUGUCAAGUUGGAAUAUCAUUUUAAUAUGGAAAGUUGCUCAGGUCCACUCACCUUUUGCAUAACAGUACGUCACAGUGUUGUUCAGUGUUUGUGUUUUUUAGGAUCACUGACCAAAGGUGUGUCUCUAUGCUUAACCUAUAUUAGUGAUACUUUCUGCCAUGUCCUCCAAACCUUUUAUCACAGUUUGUGUUGAAUGAGCAAGAGCAAGUAAAUGCAUUGUCAGUAAUAUCGCUUCCGUUUCAGCUGAAGUCUGCAGAAACCUUGUUUACUGAUCAGUUUCGAAUGACCGAAGGACUGACUAGAGUGGCCCCACAGAAGAAAAGAUCUGACGGUGAUCUUUGCGCAGAACCUUUUAGGUUUAGCUGCGGAUGUGACAGAAAGUUAGCACCAGUGUUCCCGGUGACAGCAUGUGCCUUAAUCCAUCCAUCCCUGCUUUCACACUCAGGUUCUGUAUUUUAGUCUGCUGUGUCCUGCUCAUGCAUAUACUUGGGCCUUUCUGUGCUACCACUCAGCAAAUGAGUCGCUCCUGGCAGAGUUACGCCCUGCCCUGCCCUACAGGCGCUAAUCACAGGCUAAAUUUACUAAGCUAGCCUCUAAAUUUACCACCUACUAAAAGGACCAGUCUGUGUUUCUUGAUAGGUUUUAUGAAAAUAUAGAGAAGAGGGGCCUUUUUUUUUCUUUGCCCUUCCGCCCCAGUCUGACCACAUCCUCAGCAUCACCCUCUUUUUCGGAUACGUCGAGCUGAAAGCAGAAAUUCUGUUGUUUGUGUAGUCUUCUUGGCCUCCACAGUGUUUGGGCACUAUGCUAAAGUUAGCAUUAGCAACUUAGGCUAACACAGGGCUCCAUUGAGACAUUUUGAGUGCUCUGGUGGCUCGCAGUGGGGAGUUGGGUUGAGGUAAAAAAGAGCAAAAAAAAAAGGCUGUCGGUCAUUAUUUGGUUAAGGCUUGAGAGAAUAUGUUUGCCUGCAGCCAUUGUGGAUUUCUGUGCACUCCCCCUGCCAUUCAGACAUUGUUAGCUGCUUUUGAAAUAGUGAAAAUCUGUCAGCCAUGGCAACAGAGAAGAAAGGGGUCUUUUUCUUAAGACUCUUUUGAACUGCACCCCAUAAUUAUGAUCUAGAGCAGUGGGGUUUUCUGUAUCAAACGGUUAGUAUGAUUCCCGUCCUCGCUGUACUGGGGAGUCUGAGGCUCUUCCUGCACUUUGUUCCCUAUGGGAAAUGGCAUGUGUCAGGCUUUGCAGUACCACAUGUUGCCCAUAUGAACUGUAAAACAGACCCUGUGCCAUGAGUACAGAGGAGUAACGUAGGCUCUGUUUCUGUUCACUAGUGAUAAAGUUUGAGAUGCACACUCGAGGCUCCAUUUUGACCUAUAGAAAAAAGAGGCAAGGUGAUAGUUAGAUGUUUUAUUUUAGUAAGAGAUUUUAAGAUUUAUCAGAAAUAAUUAUUGGAUUAAUUCUGAGCACCAGUACUGUACGUAGAGCAAGAACUGAACAUUUUCAGUCAGCCUACCCUACUUUUGCCCUUCGAUUAAACUUAGCUCUGUGCUAAGCUCUGACCUUGCAGACUUGGAUUUCUACUUUUUAGAAUUAGUGUCAAAGGGGGUUGUGUAAUACUUUUAUGCAAACAUCUUAACAAAAUCAUUAUUUUUUGCAUAAAUCUUAUCCCUAAUAUGCAAUGAGCGUGAUAUAACCAUGGUUGCUAUACUGUCACUUUAAUGCUGUACGUGCACAUUUGUUGCUAUAUGAAGGCAGGCGCCUUAGUGACAGGGCUUGACAAUGAUGGGGACUAAUGGUUGUCAUUCUGCAUCCCACACGGCCUCACAAGACCAAUCACAACAUCCGCCCCACUGCUACAGGCUGACGAGCUCUCAUCAGACAACCAUAGCCUAACUCUAAUUAUGUUCCUCCUUUUCUUUUGUUCUUUUUCUCUUUCCAUUAGCUGACGUCAGGCUAGAACUGGAGUGGCUGAAUGGUGAACAUGUUCACUUUUCAGUAUGUGUGUUUAAACCCUGCCCUUGUUGUUUCUUUCUUUCAUUUUCUUUCCACUUUCAUUCUUUUGUCUUUGACUUUGUUUUCAUUUUGAAAGCCAAUGGAUACGAUGCUUGUAGUUGUCACUCUUGGUGCUUUGCGAAUGCUUCAUUGUCUUAAUAUUACAAAUAAAAUUGUUAAGUGUAUUCCUUGCAGUGAAA
Molecule: messenger RNA, 6693 nt
Organism: Pygocentrus nattereri (red-bellied piranha)
Lineage: Eukaryota; Metazoa; Chordata; Actinopteri; Characiformes; Serrasalmidae
Gene: socs5b
Product: suppressor of cytokine signaling 5b
Exons: 2
Coding region: 312-1991 (559 amino acids)
Biological process (GO): phosphatidylinositol phosphate biosynthetic process; intracellular signal transduction
Cellular component (GO): phosphatidylinositol 3-kinase complex
Molecular function (GO): 1-phosphatidylinositol-3-kinase regulator activity
Source: RefSeq, a predicted model, not a curated record